UCCGGCCGGAGCCAAGAUGGUGUCGGCGGGUCAGUCGAAGGCCGAGUACCUGCAGCGGUACCUGAGCGGCCCCGCGGCCGCCCCGCACGCCCCGCAGCGCCGCCGCCGCAGGAAGAAGCCGCCGGGAGGCAGCGGCCGAAGAGGGAUGCGGAUCGUGGAUGAUGAUCUCGGCUGGAACAGCAUCUCCGAUGCCCAGCAGAAGGAGGAGGAGGAGGAGGAGGAGGAUGAAGGGGACAUGCCUGUGGUGGCAGAGUUCAUUGACGAGCGUCCGGAUGAAGUGAAGCUCAUGGAGGAAUUCCGGACAAAUUCGAAAUGGAAACUUUUAGGAGACCAGAACGAAGACUCCCAAAGUUCGGAUCUGUCUGUUCUUGCCAAAGCCAGCGUCAGGCGCCAACGCCACGACUCCCCGGACAGCUCGUCCCCGCGGGGAGCUCAACAACUCUCCCCAGACACAUCUCCUGCAGGGCAGCAGCGCCACAGCUCCCCAGAUCUGUCCCCUCCCAGGCGGGAUACAAACAACUGCCCCAACCUCAUGGCUCCCAGGCGCCAACGCCACGACUCCCCUGACCUGUCACCUCCCAGGCGCCAGCGCCACGACUCCCCUGACCUGUCACCUCCCAGGCGCCAGCGCCACGACUCCCCUGACCUGUCACCUCCAAGGAAGAAGCGCCACGACUCCCCUGACCUGUCGCCUCCAAGGAAGAAGCACAACUCCCCAGACCUGUCACCUCCCAGGAGGAAGCGCCACGACUCCCCCGACCUCUCCCCGCCCAGGAGGAAGCGCCACGACUCCCCAGAUGACUCUCCAAAGAAAAAGGGCUGCAAAAGUGCAGAGAAGUGGCAGCGAGGGGCAGUGCAAGGAGAGCUGUCUCGGCCCCAGCACGUGUCAGACCAGCCCAGCACCCGUCGCAGGCGUCAGGCCACUCCAGAUCUGUCCCCACCGCGCAGGAGGCGGCCCGAUUCAGACCCAGAUGCGUCACCGCCCCGGAGGACGAGGCCUGGGUCCCCCAGUGUGCAGAAGCAGAGCCGAGCCAAAGGUCCUUCUCCAACCACAAAGAAGCUUCGGCAGGUCCAGCGGAGUCCCAGCAGGUCUCCAGACUCGUAUCUGUCCCCGCCACGGCGGGCUCAGCGUGCCUCCAGCCCCCCUCAGCUCUCCCCUCAACGCCGCAGCGAUGCCAGGGGCUCUCCCAAGAAGGUAGCCAUCAUGUCAUCUGGGGGCAAAGCUGGCUUGGUGUCAGCUGACGUGCUGCGGAGGGAGCAGCAGGAGCUCAGGAAGCAGCAGAGAAACAAGGUCUUGGAAGACGAGUCCCAGCACUCCCAGACCGUCUUCCGGGACAAGUGGGGCCGCAAGAGGAACCUGGAGCAGGAGCGGCUGGAGCAGCAGCAGCAAGCCGAGGCCCAGGCCGAGCGGGACGAGCAGUAUGCCCGCUGGGGCAGAGGGCUGGCACAGGGCAAGCAACAGCAGCAGAACGUGGAGGAUGCCCUGAAGGAGAUGCAGAAGCCGUUGGCCCGUUACAUCGAUGACCAGGACCUGGACCGAAUGCUGCGGGAGCAGGAGAGGGAAGGAGACCCCAUGGCCGACUUCAUCAAGAAAAGGAAAGCCAAGGAGAGCAAAGAAAAGAAAGAGAAACCACGGUACAAGGGCCCGGCACCUCCGCUCAACAGGUUUAAUAUCUGGCCUGGGCAUCGCUGGGACGGCGUGGACAGGUCCAAUGGGUUCGAGCAGCAGCGCUUUGCCAGGAUGGCCAACAAGAAGGCAGUGCAGGAGCUGGCCUACAAGUGGAGUGUCGAGGACAUGUAGGUGUGGAACCACGUGAAGCUCCCCAUCGAGGCGUCAGAGCUUUGCCUACUGCCACUGGAACAGCGAAGCUCAUCCUCAGCAGUGUGGGACUGUGUGCCAGAGGCGGGCAGGGGGAAGCUCUCUAGCUUCCCUUCAUCCCUGCUGGUGAGAGAGCACUUGUGGAAAUAACUGCAGUUGUUCUGGGAGCAGGUGUUAAAUGUGGGGGCACAUUCCAUGGAGGUGCCUCAUCUUCUGUGGCAGCGGGUGGCCACGUGGCCAGUCUCUGUCUGCAGGGGUGCUGAGGCACUCGGAGUGCAAUGGGAAUCCUCUCGGGAGUGGGAGAGCCUGGGCACCUCCUGCCCUCUUUUUUUAGUCCCUGUGUUAUGUUUCUUGCCGUUCUGGAAUCCACUUUUACACCUGUAAAUACUUUCUCCUUUUUUACUUCA
This is a messenger RNA of Colius striatus (speckled mousebird), 2226 nucleotides long. RefSeq names its product BUD13 homolog (gene BUD13). Bases 17 to 1801 code for a protein of 594 amino acids. Gene Ontology annotation, cellular component: U2-type spliceosomal complex; RES complex. Gene Ontology annotation, molecular function: RNA binding. Gene Ontology annotation, biological process: mRNA splicing, via spliceosome. The record is from RefSeq and is a predicted model, not a curated record. Lineage: Eukaryota; Metazoa; Chordata; Aves; Coliiformes; Coliidae. The transcript is spliced from 11 exons.